AUGCUAUCCUUUCUCAGAGCAGCACAUCCAGUGCGAACGAAUAAUGCGGCAAACAACCCGAUUCCUUACGAGCAAGGGCGAUCGUCCGUCACAUUCUCGGCGCCCGGGUCAGAGUACAUCAUGACACAUCGCAUCCCGCCGACAAGCAAGGAAAACGGGGUGUCCAUCAUCCAGCCACCUUUCCACUACCACAUCUACCAAGACGAGUUCUUCCGAGUGAAGUCGGGCAAGGGAAACUUCUUCCGCGACACAGACCCCAAGCCUUUCGCCACCCUCUCAGACGAGCCGAACGGACAAGCAACCGCCUCCGUCAAAGCUGGAACCUAUCACCGAUUUGAGAACGCAACGGAGACGGAAGAUCUGGUGGUGGACAUCCACCUCACCCCGGAGUCGUAUGAGAACGAGCAACGGUUCUUCCGAAACUUCUUUGGAUACUUGGACGACUGCAAGCGAGCUGGAACUGAGCCGAGCAUCUUUCAGCUAUUCGUGUUUUUGCACAGCGCUGACACGCCGUUGGCUGUUCCGAUUCCUAUCCCGUUUCUAGGCCGUUUGGCGAGCCGUGUUCUGCUCGUCGUAGUUGCGUACUGGGGGCGCUGGGUUCUCGGGUACAGGGAUACAUACCCGGAGUACUACGAUUCGGAGAAGUCUAGGUAA
Molecule: messenger RNA, 654 nt
Organism: Colletotrichum karsti
Lineage: Eukaryota; Fungi; Ascomycota; Sordariomycetes; Glomerellales; Glomerellaceae
Exons: 1
Coding region: 1-654 (217 amino acids)
Source: RefSeq, a predicted model, not a curated record